AUGAAGCGCCACUCCAGACAGCUUUUUAUUCGUCUCUUGUCAUUCUUCGUACUAGCUUCGCUAAUCUUAUGGAUGUUUGUUUCAAUUGGAUUCUUUACUGGCAAGACAAGAGACGAACUUGAGGAUGCGGUUAUUGAGCGAAGCCCAAUCCUCGUGCACAGCUUUUGCGGGAAAUUUAAAACUUGUUACAAGAUCAUUGAUACGGCGAGGAGAAAUGGUGAAACGUUUGAAAUUUGGCGUGAUAUGGUACCGGAUGAUUUAACUGAUGGCACGUUGACAAGAGUUUGGCUCUCACCACCAGUUGACUUGAGCUUCAAAAACGUUGAUACGUCAAGAUGGAAUGUGAAUAAACGAGUGAUGGUGACCCCUGUUAUGAUGUACAUGAUUACAAGUGGAUACAUGCUUGAGAUUUUGAAUUACCACUCACUCAAUCAAAUUCUCACGUUUGGUCUUGGUGGUGGAGCUCUGCAGCACUACGUUUCACAGCUUGAUUUUCAGUUUAAUCUGACAACUAUUGAAAUUGAUCCGAAUAUUAUUGAGGCUAGUCAAAAGUUCUUUGACUUUGAGGAGAAUGAGAAUAACCAUGUGAUAGCAGCUGAUGGAAUUGUUUUAUCCGAGAGGCUAAAAGAAGAAGGUUUCACUUUCGAUUUCAUCAUUUUGGAUGCAUCGACAACCGGUGAUGCCUCAAAAGAGCUCAUUUGUCCGAUUGAAGAAUUUCUUGGUGAAAAGAUUAUCAGCACAAUGUCGGAGCUAGUUAGUCCAAAAGGUGGAAUUGCUGUGAACAUUUAUGCUUUAAAGAAUCAGAAGAAACACGAAGAAAGAUUAAAGUCAUUAUUCGCACAGCAUUUUGCCUCUUGUCUUUUACUACGUUAUUCGGAAGAGCAACAGUUAUUGGUUUGUUCUCAUCGAGACGGAUGGAAUUGGGAAAGUGGCAGGCAAAGGCUCUUCAACAAUCUACUGAUUCACGAGAAAAGAAUUGGGAUUCCUAUUGCUGAGAAUUUAAUGAAACUAAAU
Molecule: messenger RNA, 1014 nt
Organism: Mesorhabditis belari
Lineage: Eukaryota; Metazoa; Nematoda; Chromadorea; Rhabditida; Rhabditidae
Source: the annotation of a GenBank genome assembly